Molecule: messenger RNA, 3248 nt
Organism: Scylla paramamosain (green mud crab)
Lineage: Eukaryota; Metazoa; Arthropoda; Malacostraca; Decapoda; Portunidae
Gene: Ras64B
Product: ras-like protein 2
Exons: 4
Coding region: 83-691 (202 amino acids)
Biological process (GO): Ras protein signal transduction
Cellular component (GO): plasma membrane
Molecular function (GO): GDP binding; GTPase activity; GTP binding
Source: RefSeq, a predicted model, not a curated record
CUCGUCCCCGCGAGCGUCAGUAUAGUGGAGAGUGACGAAGUGAAUAGUAGUGCUCAGUCCCGCGCGGGAUACCUUCAUCACCAUGGGGAGGAAAAGUCCAAGCAAGGAUCAGCAUCCUAUGUCCCAUAACUACAAGAUCGUUGUAGUUGGAGGAGGAGGUGUAGGAAAAUCAGCCAUCACCAUCCAGUUCAUACAAAGUUACUUCGCCACAGACUACGACCCAACCAUUGAGGAUUCGUAUACCAAGCAGUGUGUGAUCGACGACGUGGUGGCCAAGCUGGACAUUCUGGACACGGCAGGCCAAGAGGAGUUCAGUGCCAUGAGGGAGCAGUACAUGCGCUCAGGGGAAGGUUUUCUCCUGGUGUUCUCUGUCUCUGAUCGCAACAGUUUUGAUGAGCUACCUCGCUUCCACAAACAGAUCCUACGAGUGAAGGAUCGAGAUGAAUUCCCCAUGCUGAUGGUAGCCAAUAAAGCUGAUCUGGAGCACCAGAGAGUGACAAGCCUUGAGGAAGCUCACGCCCUUGCCCGACAACUCAAGAUCCCUUACAUUGAGUGCUCUGCCAAAAGCCGCACCAAUGUUGACCAAUCCUUCUAUGAGCUGGUGAGAAUAAUCCGAAAGUUCCAGGCAGCCGAGCGACCUCCAUCAAAGCCAGCUGCCAAAAAGGACAAAAAGAAUUGUGUAAUUGUCUGAGGACUGGUGACAACUACAUAUAUAAAUGUGUAAAGACAAAUAACGAGAAAUGGAAAAGUUCAGAAGAAAUGUCAGAAUACUACAUGCAUUUCUGAACUACAGUUUUCAUCAACUUUGUGGUGGAACAUUUGCAUCUAAAUAUUGUGACUUGUACCAUGUGCUAUUGUGAAAAUAUUAAAUGUAGAGAAUACUUUUUUUACAGGAAAAUGUGAUCAGGAGCAAACACAAUUCCUAUUUUAGAGUGAUUUUUGGUGAAAUGCAUUUAAUUCUAAAUCAUGGAUUAGUGCAAAAAUCAAAUUUUAUCACAAGAUUUCAGACAACACUAAAGUAAGGUAUUCCAUAAAUAUGAUGAAAGCUAAUGUAGAAAUUGGGAAGAACAUGAUAUCAGUGUUAGAUAAAAAAUCCAUUUGAUAUAAUAUAUUUCCAUAGCAGCUAUUUCAUAGCUAUUUAUGUUGGAUCAUCACUUCAAGUGUUGUAGCAGAGGCUUGUGUUGGGAUGCCAGUCCAGUACAUGAACUGAUGCAUAGCCACCUUUUGCAUGUCCAGUGAAGUGUGGGAAGAAAAUCUUAAAUACUUCCAUCUUAUAUUGGUGUUCUGGGUAGAUCUGAUGUGUCAAUAAGAGUACUUAGUGUAUGACUAUAUUGGGUAUGUUAAGUCACAAGUAUAAUACUAAUUAAAGAAUAGUUAACUAGAAUAUGGUGAAGUCAACCUUCAGUGUACAUCCCAUACUGAGAAACUGCAAGGCCAUGGUGAUGAUGUGAUACUGAAAUCAGUGAAGGUAUAGAUUUAGGGAAUAACUAGUAUUAUGCAAGUAUUUGUUCAACUUCAGUACACUGUACUUGUUCCACUCUUUUAUAUACUUAAUCUUAUAUUUGCUGGAAUACCUGAAUAAAGUGAAUAUACAUUAUGCAUAGUCAGUUUUGAGUGUUGAAUAUAAAACAAUUAAAUAAAUGUAUUAUCUGUUUAAAAAAAUGAUAGACAAUUAUUUAAUGAGUAACAAGUUUGAUAUACAGUAUAUAUAACAGGAAAACUUUUUGUUUCUUUGACAGAUAUAUAUACAUACAUAUAUAUCUCCAUCUAUGCAUGUAAUGUGCCUUGAAUAGAGUUCUGAUUAAUGAAAAUUUACUCAAUAAAUAAAAAAAAUCUUGUUAAUGAAUUACAUGCCAAGUGACUGAAAAAUGCUGCUGUUUCGAUAUCUAACAUUUGAGAUUUUGUUUCACUUAGAAAAUUAAAUAAAAUAUUUGGUGGUAUUUUCUACAGUGCAUAAUCAGCAGUAGAAAAUUUUAACCAAACUGUACUAGUACUACACAAGUGCAGUCACAAGUAGAAACUUGUUUCCUAAAGAACUGUGCUGUUGUGGACAAAAGCUUUGCAAUGCUUCUCUCUCUCUCUCUCUCUCUCUCUCUCUCUCUCUCUCUCUCUCUCUCUCUCUCUCUCUCUCUCUCUCUCUCUCUCUCUCUCUCUCUCUCUCUCUCUCUCUCUCUUGCUCCCAAGUCUAUUUCCAUCCAAAUAUAUUUUAAUUACAACACUUAAGCAUUUUAACUCAGAGAAAAAAGCAAGAGCUAUGGAGUCACACACAGUAAUGAAACAUGACUUUUGUAGAUAGCUAAGGGAAAUGGUAUUUGCUUACUGCUACCACUAGUUUGUGGUAGAACAUCAUCACUGUUCAGUGUAAUGGUACUCUCCAAAACUUUUAGUCUGGCUCACUAGUUGUCUACUCAUCCCACCAGAUUCCUGAAGAACAUCAUCUACUACUGUGUUGUAGAAGAUUCAAAGCAGUUAACUCUACCUAUAUAUAUUUUUUUAGUAAUGACAUAUUAUGAAGCUUUAAUAAAUUCAGAUAUGCAAAGUACAAAGAAACUUGUUCAUCUUUCAACCAAUGUUUGCUCAGGUAAGUAUUUUGGACUGGGAGAUUUUCAUUAAGUGUUCCAAACCAUUUGUCCACAAUUUAAAAUUUGUUGUGCAGAAGAUUAUUAUAAAGAAAUCCACCAAACUUGCUUGUAUUCAUUGAACAUGCCACACUGAGCAAUCCAAAGCAUUUUCCUGUCCACACUUUAGUACAAUAAUUAAUUACAUGUUUAAAGCAACUACCAUAACAGUUUUCAGGCUUACUUUAGUUUCUUUUGGUUUACAUAAACAGUAGAGAACCACACACCUGCAUUCCUCAUCCCUUGUGUUCAUCUGCUGCUUGCUGAGUAUUGAUACUCUGUUAGCAAGGACUGUUUCUAGAUGUAUUUUCAACUUUGUGCGUCUUUCAGAGUGUAUUUCCUCUUGUCCUGACAUUAUUCACUAUUAUUUGUUACUGCAAAUUAUCUGCUCCAUUAUAUGUAAACAUAUGAUUUAGGUCUGUACUGCCAUAUGACCACAGCUUAAUGAAAAUAACCAUUAAAAUCCCAAAAGGGUAUAUGUACGUACAUAUAUAUUUUUUUACUUCACAUGUAAACCUCAUGUGUUCAUUUUACUUUAGGUACAAGUUUUCUAAUUUUCAGUAACGCUGUUCUGUGUGAACUUAGGUUGAUGAUUAUUUCUUUUGGCUAUGAAUAAAAUUACUUUUUAAC